GGAGAAGAUAAACGUUUACCGAAUCAAAGUAUAAUGUGUCCAACAUAUUGAAGCUCCAUAUCAAUUUAUGUCAAUAUUCUAUUUUUUACAUUGGCUAUUGGCAUAAGUUUCAUUUCGUCUAUUCUUUGUUUUGCCAAACAAUGUUACUUCCGGGAAAUUCGAUUUGAAGGCAAGGUGCCACAGUCCGAAGCUGUCGUUAAGAACAUUAUUGCAGCAAUGUUUGGACUAGCUGAACACGGCAGUCAUCAAGAGCCCAUGACCCUGGGGUCCCCUGCCUCUAGUCCAGGGGGUCACCACCAUCCUACACCAUCACAGUUCUUACCUGGCUAUCUGCUGGGAGAUGCCUCUCCAAUGCCUGCCUCGCCUGCUGGGCCUAGACUAUGGUCAACUACCAGUAGCAGCAGUCCACCUAAAACAACAUCAAGAGCCUCUUCUUGGACAACCCCACUAAGUCCACAUGGGGGACAUACACCAAGAACUGACAGCAGGAAUAGAGAUAUGGUAGGGCAUCGCCCAAAAGAUAAAACUGGGGCCCCACCAGUCCAAGGCCUGUUUGAAACAUUUUCCACUCCAUCAAGACCAAGUACAGAUCCCAGAAUGGUUGACUACAGUGCAGGUGCCCCCAGAACACCUUCUACAUCUUUUGCUGCUAGAACUGCACAUGAGUCUUCAUUAGGUCUGCAGUCCAGUAGUUUAUUCAGUCCGGGAAGUGCAACAUCUUUUAAUCAAUCCAGAAAAACUCCCCCAUCUCCAGCUCAGAUAGAUCCCUUCUAUACACAGGGGGAAGCUAUUCAACCAGAGGAUGAAUUAGAUGAAACGUGGAUAACAGUCUUUGGUUUUCCACCAAACACAGCAUCAUUUAUCCUGCAGCAGUUUUCUCAGUAUGGCAAUAUAACCAGACAUGUGAUUGCAAAUGAAGGCAAUUGGAUGCAUAUUCACUAUCAGUCCAAGCUACAAGCCAAGAAAGCCCUCAGCAAGAAUGGGAAGGUGUUUGGAAAUAUAAUGGUUGGAGUUACACCAUGUAUAGAUAAGAGUAUAAUGGAUGGAGAGAAGGAAAACCGUGAUAUGUCCUCUACGCUUGACACAUCCACCCAGAACACAUCAGUUAGGGACAGCAGUAGUAUGACCAAAGUAGGCAUCAGACCCCUGACUGCAGCUUACCAGGCUGCUAGUGCAGAUCAUCAGGUGGUCCAGUCUAGUAACACCCCAAGAAAAAGUAACAAUGUUUUGUCAAAGGCCAUGGACUACAUGUUUGGAUGGUGAAGGGGCUAUUGAUUGUAAGAUCCACCAGUGAUAAAUAUAUGGACAGCAUGAUUAUCUGUGAGAAAUACUAUAUUUGAUGUCCAGUCUUGUGCUGAAGAAUAUUGCCUUUAUGUCACUUUUUUUAAUUACAUAGAAGUAGAGGGCUGACAGGAAUUUUUAUCUAUAUGAAAGGCAUCAUGAAAUACAGCCUUUGCCAUGUCAUCUUUGAUCUUAAUUCUGCUCCUUUCAUAGAUUUUCACGUCCCAAUUAAAAAAAUUUUAUGUAGUGUCCUUAGAGGAAAAACUGACCAGUGUUAAUUGCUUUGAAAUUCAAAUUCUCUGAAGUGACCCUCCACAUACACUGGGACACUUUAAUGUGUUUUUUAACCUAAUCAAAAGAUAAUCAUAGGGUGAUUUACACUAACAGGGAUACAGAGUUCAGAUAGGUGUUCUUUUAGGAAUUAAAAUUCUAAUUGGAAUUGUGUACAUCAUCUCUGCAAUUAGUGAUGAAAUUGGUUAAUGCCAUGGAUUGAAGAAUUUCACAAAUAAACGGUUACAAAGUAACACUGCAUAGAAAAAGACAGAACCGUAUAAUUAGUUAUGAAGUCUUUUAAUGGAUGUAAAUGUUAAUAAAAUUCUCUAUUUUUAUAAAAAAAAUUGACAAUUCUUGUAGUUGUUCAUUUGGUUUUCCACUUUAAAACAAAAUGAAAUACUUCAUGUCUUUAUUUCAAUGAUGAUGAUUUGCUGAGUACAUAAGCUGCUCAAUCGCAUAAUCAUUAUUUUAUACAGCAAAUCGUCUUGCAAGGGGAGUUCCCACUGGUUCUCAAUUGAACCUAAAACUUUCAAUAUUAUAAACAUGAUACCAUUGACUUCUACAACCACAGGGAGGAUUAUUAUCUAGGAGUAAUAACUAUUUCUGUAGUUGCAUACCUCAUAUGUUUAAAAGACGACCUUUUUAUCAAUACACAUUGCACAUUUUACACCCCAUUUCAGCUACACAACUCGUAUAAUAAAAACUCAAACACUAGUUCCUUAAAUACAUGCCAAUGAUUGUACAUACUGUGCAAUGGCAGUCACGUUUCUUCUUUGAGAAGUGCAUAAUCUUGGGAACAGUAAAGAACAAUAUUUGGCAAAUUGCAGUUGUGUUCUGCAUUAAGCAGAAUACGCUAAUCAAUAAUUAUUAAGAUUACAUCAAUAAAUGCUUCUAUCAGUUUACAUAUGAUACAUCUAUAUGUACUGAUGGUAUAUAUAAGUUGCUUGUUCGUUGCACUGUUAAAAUGUAAAACCUGUUUUGAAGGACAUUGAAUAAGAUCUACAAAAGCUGUGCCCUUACAGCCCAUAGGCAACUAUAUAUAUCACUGCAAACCAUGCCACUUAUUUUGCAAUGUCUGAGGAAGUCACCAGGCUCUGCAUCAGUAAGCAUGAUCUUCAGUACUCUUCCUUCACACAAUGUAAAUGCACAAGCUUUCUGUCCAGCAUUUUACUAUAUAAUAAAGACAAAGACGCAAGAUAAAGAUAUAAAUAUAGACACUCACCAUUGCUACACUCCACACAUUUGUAUAAUUGUAAUACUUUUUCAAGAAAAUUUACAUCAAUAGAUUCAGUAAUGUACAUGACUAUAUAAUACACUAAGCUAGUUCAAUGAGAGGCCUUCAUUUCAAGAUAACCUUAAAAUAAGACCAUGGUAAUAAUUCUGCCUUCAUAAUAAAAUUGUACAACAAAUCAAAUUCAAGUGUGAGAUCUCUUCUGGGCAUGAUGCAGUUUUAAAGUCAUCUGGUCCGUAAAAACUAACAAUUAGAUUAACACUGGCAUAGGUAAUUUAAAACUACUAUAAGAUGGAUUCUUCAUCUAAUCUUUCAUAAACAAGCACAAAGUACAUCCUUACAGAAUGAAUUGCCCACAAUGUAGUUUAUUAUUCAUUUUGUGAAAUGACGACAUAUUCCUACCAAAGUUGGCAUUUUUGUAAAAAAA
Molecule: messenger RNA, 3212 nt
Organism: Lingula anatina
Lineage: Eukaryota; Metazoa; Brachiopoda; Lingulata; Lingulida; Lingulidae
Product: nucleoporin NUP35
Biological process (GO): NLS-bearing protein import into nucleus; nuclear pore organization
Cellular component (GO): nuclear pore nuclear basket; nuclear pore central transport channel
Molecular function (GO): structural constituent of nuclear pore; nucleic acid binding; phospholipid binding
Source: RefSeq, a predicted model, not a curated record